Heteronotia binoei (common prickly gecko) is the source of this 3013-nucleotide messenger RNA. It is a transcript of the gene C1QL4, whose product is annotated as complement C1q like 4. The coding region runs from base 939 to 1676 and encodes 245 amino acids. The record is from RefSeq and is a predicted model, not a curated record. Lineage: Eukaryota; Metazoa; Chordata; Lepidosauria; Squamata; Gekkonidae. Gene Ontology annotation, molecular function: protein binding. The transcript is spliced from 2 exons.
AGGAAGGGGGUGUGCACCUCUCCGAGUCUCCUUUUUCUUCUCCCCCCUGACAGAACUAUGGCAGUGAUGUUUGUCCACAUGGAUCCCUGCCAGCAGCACCUGAGGACGGAGGCCUCCAGUCCCCCACAUUCCUGACAAUCCGUCCCUGGCUCAUGCAAAUACGCGCAGAGAUUCAAGCUGCUGCUAUGGAUGGAAUGAGACACUUCCAGGCUCCAGGCAGAUGCAUCUCAGUGGCAGAGCCUCGCCUCCUUUGCGAAGCACCAGAGGUCGCUCUGGUUGGCUUAAAGCUACUUUUUGCAUCUUGGGCAGCUCAGUCUGAUCUUCUCUUCUGGAGUUUGUGGAAAGGGUUUUGCAUGUGCUAGGGAGGGGUGGUGGAUGAACUGGUUGUUGGGAAACCUCUCUCUCCCCCUCCGGUUUCCCGUUGAUGACCAUAUGAUCUGGCACAAGGAGCCUGGAGCUGCUACGCCAGUUCUCAAGUGGAGAAGAGAAAGGAAGGCAAAUAUAUAUACACACACACUCAUGCAUGCACACACAGACUUUCUUCCUGAUCAUCUCCACCCCUAACACAUCUGCUGCUGCUGCUGCCGCUGCUACUGCUGCUGUUCUCUGUGAAGUGUGAGCAAGCCCAAAGUAUCUACUGUAAAGGCAGCAAGUAUCUUGAGGAGAAAAGAGGCAGCUCUGGGAAGACAGAAGAAGCUGCAGAGCUGAGCAACUUUGGGCAGAGUUUGCCAUCCAAGUCAACAAGUGCUGUGAAAGGACAGGGCGUCGCAGUGGAGCAUCACUCAAAGGGCACCAAAGUUGGAACCUCCGUCCGGGUGGUUGUUGACUCCCGAAAGCCUUCCACCAUUACCUCCAAAAGCGAAGACGAUUUCUUAACCCUGGCCGCCUCCAGACUAAGCCACAAAAAAAGGGUCAUUGGGGCCGCCAUUGGGGUGGCAAUGGUGUUGGUUCUCCUGGUGGCCAUUCCUUUGCUGGUGCACAGCUCCAAAACCACCUCCCACUACGAGAUGUUGGGUAGCUGCCGUAUGGUCUGUGACCCCUACACUCCGCAAACCCAUGGGGCAGCUUCAGCGGAGGCAAGCCAGGAGUUGGCUGUCAUCUCACCACCUCCUUAUGCAACUGGAGGAAGAGGCGACCAAGGAAGGAAGGGCAAGUCUGGAAUCCGUGGGCCUCCAGGACCUCCAGGACCACCCGGCCCCCCGGGCUCACCUGGAGAACCAGGGAGGCCAGGACCUCCGGGGCCACCUGGUCCAGGGCCUGGGGGUUACAUGCCGUCUUUCCCUAAGAUUGCCUUUUAUGCAGGACUGCGGAAGCCGCACGAAGGGUAUGAAAUCCUGCGCUUUGAUGAUGUGGUGACCAAUGUGGGAAACUACUAUGAACCACUGAGUGGCAAGUUCACCUGCCCUCUACCUGGCAUCUACUUCUUCACCUACCACGUGCUGAUGCGUGGAGGCGAUGGCAGCAGCAUGUGGGCAGACCUGAUGAAGAAUGGGCAGGUCCGUGCCAGUGCCAUCGCACAAGAUGCUGACCAGAACUACGAUUAUGCCAGUAACAGUGUGAUCCUACACCUGGACGUGGGCGACGAAGUCUUCAUCAAGCUGGACGGUGGGAAAGUCCAUGGCGGCAACACCAACAAGUACAGCACCUUCUCCGGAUUCAUCAUCUACCCGGAUUGAGCCCUUCUGGCUCCUACCUCCCCACCCUUUUUUCCUAUCCAAACCCUUUCCCCCCUCUGGGUCAGCUCACUAUUCUUCUUGGCUUUACCAUCUCCCUGGAGCCCUGGGGAUCCUUUCUGCUAGUUCCAAUCAACAGAGGACGGAACAGACACUUGGAGAAGGGAGACUCAGCCCUCCCCCUUGGGUCAAUAUGCUGUUUAGAGGGUGGGCAAAAUAAGGGAUUUAGGGUGCAUGGGGAAUUGGGGGGGUAGAUACAGGGUAACAGAGUAUCGUCCUGGGUGGGCCCCUGGUCAGUAGCAGCCAUAUCCCCUAGAGAGGCAAAAUCUAGGUUUUGCGUAAUAUCCUUACUUUGAAAGAAAGGUUGAUUAAUGCAAUGUGGGGUCCAAAUCCACUGCUGAUUGGUUGCAGGGUUCUGUUUCUAUACCAUCCACUCCCUAAACAAUUCUAAGGAGCAAAGACUUAGAAAGUGAAUUGAUUUCAUUAGCUCCCUUCCACAGGAAAAAAAAGGAUGCCUUUUGUAUAUAUUCCACAGACCGACUGAUUGGUUGCCUGUGACAGGAGUCGUUACUUCAUAGGCUAUUAUUUAUCCAAUAGAAAAAGCCAAUGGGAAAGGCUGGGGUGAAAGUAGGAAUAGCAGGGUUUAGUGUCCACACUCCCAUUUCCCCUUAGGACAAGAGGUCAUAAGCACAUUUGGGAAACACUCGGGACUCCCGGUGCUAUAUGUCAAUGGUGGGACAGGAUUCAAAUAAAAAUGGUCUGUGUGCUCGGGUUCCACAGUAUGAGCCCACUCCAGGUCAACAGUGGGAGAGAACUGUCCUUUUGAAUGAAUCUCCAAACCCCACUAUAUCAAAAUAACCCUUGAUGUACAAAUAGGGGCUUUCAACCCCACAUUCCUCCUGCCUUUGUACACUGAGCCACGUAUUACUGGGGCUGAUCCUCAUAUGGUGAUCUAUUGUUCAACUGCAUGAAUAUAUAUAGAAAUCCCUAACAUAGAGACUUCCAACGGGGACAGAAGAGGACCGCAAUCUGGGGGGGCCACUAUGGCUUUGUGUGUAAGUAUAUCACUGUGGCUGCCCUGGAGACAAUGGACUGCUUCAUAUCAUGAUAUAAACCCUUGUAAUCCAAACAUUGACAUACACGCCUGCAAGGACAGUCUCCCUGCCCCCCAUUUCACAGUUGCCAUUUUGGAAUCAGGUAAGGCUGCUGAUGACUGGAUAGUUGAUAGUAUCCUAGCGCAUUGCAACAGACCCCCAGAACUACCCCAAUUCACACAACCAUAACACUUGUAGAAUAUGCACCAUCUUGACCACAUUUGCUCCAGUCAAGUCCCACUGCUG